This is a messenger RNA of Hemiscyllium ocellatum (epaulette shark), 2312 nucleotides long. RefSeq names its product solute carrier family 33 member 1 (gene slc33a1). The transcript has 8 exons. The record is from RefSeq and is a predicted model, not a curated record. Gene Ontology annotation, cellular component: membrane. Gene Ontology annotation, molecular function: acetyl-CoA transmembrane transporter activity. The coding region runs from base 184 to 1815 and encodes 543 amino acids. Lineage: Eukaryota; Metazoa; Chordata; Chondrichthyes; Orectolobiformes; Hemiscylliidae.
UUCAUCACAAUUUAUCAGCAACAUAGGCCUACUCUCUCUUUGCAAAGAGACUAUUGAUCAUAGUUUAAUCUGAGGGUUACCAUGCUUCAGAUGAGUGGUAAGAUUGCGACUGAGGGACCUUCAUCGUAAGGAUUCAUAUGUGAUGUAUUGAUUGAAGAACCGAGCCAAGUCUUCAGAUCUGACAUGCCGUCAUCAGAUAUACCCAAAGAACGCAGCAGACAACGUGUCCAUGAUCCCAUUGAAGCUUGGCACCCACAAAAUGAUAUGUGGAGCCAUGAAACCAAUUUGGAAGUAGAUGAAAACAAAAGCCUUUUGGAAAACAAUGACAAUGGAUUAUCGGAACCUGAUCAUAAAGUAGUCCUUACAAAUGAUUUCAAUAACAUUAUCUUGCUCUUAUUCCUUUAUGUCCUGCAAGGAAUUCCACUUGGCUUGGCUGGGAGCAUCCCACUUAUACUACAAAGCAAAAAUGUUAGUUAUUCAGACCAAGCUAUUUAUAGCUUUGUGUUUUGGCCUUUCAGUCUUAAACUACUGUGGGCACCCUUAGUGGAUGCUGCAUAUUUUCCAACCUUUGGGCGGAGGAAAUCUUGGUUGGUGCCAACUCAGUAUUUUUUGGGCCUUUUUAUGCUUUGUCUGUCAUUUGAAGUGGAUGAAUUAUUGAAGAGUGAUGAACAUACUAGCCCUGAUAUUGUUAAACUUACAGUUGUGUUCUUUAUAUUUGGAUUUCUGGCUGCCACUCAGGAUAUAGCAGUGGAUGGCUGGGCAUUGACUAUGCUAUCCAAAGAAAAUGUAGGACUUGCUUCUACUUGCAAUUCAGUUGGACAGACAGCAGGGUACUUUCUGGGUAAUGUACUCUUCUUGGCAUUGGAAUCAGCAGAAUUUUGCAACACAUAUCUACGUUCUCAAUCUCAACCAACUGGAAUUGUCACUCUAUCAGGUUUUCUGUUCUUCUGGGGAAUAAUUUUCUUGGUGACAACAACCUUGGUUACAGUGCUUAAAAAGGAAAACUUGAGACAAACAUCAUUGCAUGAUGCCCCUCAGCAAGGAAUCAAGGAAACCUACAAAUCGCUCAUAUGUAUAAUAAAGAUGCCUGCCAUCUUAAAUUUCUGCAUCAUGUUGCUAACAGCAAAAAUUGGAUUUGCAGCUGCAGAUGGAGUAACUGGAUUGAAGUUGGUUGAAUUGGGUGUGCCUAAAGAGCAGUUGGCUCUCCUUGCAGUGCCUAUGGUUCCUCUGCAAAUAUUAUUGCCAUUUGUGAUAAGUAAAUACACGGCAGGUCGAAAACCUCUGAAUGUUUUUUACUGGACAAUGCCAUUUAGGUUAUUUAUGGGUAUGAUAUUUGCUUUACUGGUUUUUUGGACUCCUACAGUGAAGCAGGGCACAGAGUUUCCUGUUUAUUAUUAUGGAGUACUGCUGUUCAGUUAUGCCUUGCAUCAGGUGACUGUCUAUAGCAUGUAUGUUGCAGUCAUGGCAUUUAAUGCUAAAAUUAGUGACCCUUCAAUUGGAGGAACAUACAUGACUUUAUUGAAUACUGUUUCCAAUCUUGCUGGAAACUGGCCAGCUACGUUAGCUCUUUGGCUGGUGGACCCACUUACAGUCAAGAAAUGCAUUGGUGCACCUGAACAAAGUUGUGGAUCUGCAAUUGGUUCUGAACUUUGUGCAAAGUUUGGUGGUUCCUGUUCAACUGCAACUGAUGGCUACUAUGUAGAAUCUAUAUUAUGCAUUGUAAUUGGGUUCACGUGGUGGCUUUAUUUUGGAAACAAGUUCAGAAAUCUUCAGGAUGAGCACCCAUCCACAUGGCAAUGCAAGAGGAAUAAUUGAGCAGUGAAGAUGUCAGCUUUUGAAUAAAUUGAUCAACAAAGAACCCAUCUCCCUGUUCAGGUGGCUAUGCAAAAUAUUGUGGCACGAUCUGAAGAAGAGAUGUGUUUUCCAGUGUUCUGACCAACUUUCUUCCAUUAACCAAAACUACCAAAAACAGAUGUUUGUUCAAAUUAUUAGUUGUUUAUUGGAUAUUGUUGUGUGCUAAUUAGCUGCUAUAUAUGUCUGUGUAAUAACAGUAAAAACAAUUUAUUGACAAUUCCUUUUGUGACAUUCUGCUUUGAUGAGACGAUAUAAAUUAACUAUUUUUGGAAACAGUUUGUUUGCAUAAAAUCACAAAUGUUUUGGUUAACGUUGUUUGUGAACUUUAUUUAUUUGGCAAAUUCCUUUCUGUACUUAAUGAUUAUUUUGCACGUUAUAUUCCUUUUUACAUUUUGAUUUUUUUUCAGUUUUGUUAGAUCUGUUCAAUCCUAAAUCAUAAAGACAAAAUUGAAGAACCA